AAGAGUAGAGAUUUUCUGUGGUUUCAUUGUCAGCAUGAAACUAAUUGUAGUUUUUGUUAAAUGUUGUCAAGACGUUAUGUUGGAUGACGCAGGAGGAUGCAAGUAAAUAUAUUCCAGUGACAGGCGUUUGUCAUUGAGAUUCCCCCAAUGUGGCACGGGUUACCAUACCAUAUAGUUUACACUUACAUUACCCCAGAGUGCUAGUACAGUAAUACCACGAGUAGUAGUACCCCUACGUACCACAUUAUAGGCAGUUACAUGGCUCUGGUGUGGAAAAUUGCAGGGAGCUUUCUGCUCCCUAUUACCAUCGUUUAUCUGCUCAUCAGAUUCUGUGGUAGGAAAAAACUGUGCCUGAGGAACAAGGUUGUCCUUAUUACCGGGGCGAGUUCCGGUCUAGGGGAAGCCUGUGCCCACGCAUUCUAUAGAGCAGGCUGCAAGUUGAUCCUAGCAGGAAGGCGAGGGAAGGAAUUACAGCGUGUAAAAGAUGAUCUGCUGACUAAAACUGACGUCAAGAAUGACAAAGUUCACCCACCAGAGUUAGCAGUUUUAGACAUCACAGAUGCUUCAUCCCUCCAGGAAAAAAUGGCAUCAAUUGUAGCUUUAUAUGGUGUGUUGGAUAUCCUCAUCAACAAUGCAGGCAUCAGCUACAGAGGGGAGAUAGAACACACAAAUAUGGAUGUGUACCGAAAAUUGAUGGAGGUUAAUUUUUUUGGCCAGAUUGCACUGACUAAAGAAAUUCUACCAGUUAUGGUCCAGCAAAAGAAGGGGAUGAUAGUGUUCAUUAGCAGUAUGCAGGGAAAGGUUUCCAUUCCCUACAGAUCUGCAUACUCUUCAGCAAAACACGCUCUUCAGGCUUUCUCAGACUGUCUGCGAGCAGAGACAGCCGAGAGAGGUGUGGAUGUGUGCGUGGUCAGUCCAGGCUACAUCAGCACGAACCUCUCCCGCAAUGCUGUCAGGGGAGAUGGCUCUUUACAUGGAGUGAUUGACAAGACCACAGCCUCUGGGAUGACACCCCAGGAAGCAGCCCAGGCAGUUUUACAGACUGUGACAUACAGACAUCAGGAUGUUGUGCUCUCGUCCAUAACACAUAAGCUGGCUAUAUAUAUCAGGACUCUGCUACCAUCCUUGUUCUUCUGGAUCAUGCUAAAACGGGCCAAAAAAUACAGAGAUGAGAACAAAUAG
Molecule: messenger RNA, 1182 nt
Organism: Liolophura sinensis
Lineage: Eukaryota; Metazoa; Mollusca; Polyplacophora; Chitonida; Chitonidae
Product: dehydrogenase/reductase SDR family protein 7-like
Exons: 6
Coding region: 259-1182 (307 amino acids)
Cellular component (GO): membrane
Molecular function (GO): oxidoreductase activity
Source: RefSeq, a predicted model, not a curated record